Messenger RNA from Alternaria atra, 1863 nucleotides. RefSeq lists its product as uncharacterized. NCBI's taxonomy places the organism in Eukaryota, Fungi, Ascomycota, Dothideomycetes, Pleosporales, Pleosporaceae. Bases 1 to 1863 code for a protein of 620 amino acids. The transcript has 5 exons. The record is from RefSeq and is a predicted model, not a curated record. Gene Ontology annotation, molecular function: protein binding. Gene Ontology annotation, cellular component: cell division site; nucleus; cell tip. Gene Ontology annotation, biological process: carbon catabolite repression of transcription.
AUGUUCGUCCUACCUCCUCCACCACGCUAUCCCGUCGGAGGCUACCCGGGCGUGCAGCCGGGCCAGCUUAUCGAGACCAACAACAGCAUCACCCAUCCCACCGGGCCCGACUAUCAGUUGGUCGUGGGAGAAGGUACCUAUGUGCUGCGCGACGACCUCCAUCUAGCUACGCCCCCACCGCAUCCGUCAGAGGCCCCCAUCCAUAACCCGAACCCUCUUGCGACCACGGUAUCUCCCCCGACAACUGGCACAAAGCUUUCGCUGGUCGCCCUCGCGCCCCGCCAGCCCUCGCAGUCGCAACUCUAUAGAUUCGGCACCCGCACGAGCACCCGGUCGCAAGUUCCCCCGAGCAUACAGGAAUCGCCCCACGAAACAAACAGCCAAACGAGUGAUGUUGGUUCAUAUGGCGCCAAUGGCAUCGCUUCAUCCCCGCUGGAUGGUCUGAAGACACCAGUGUUCGGAGAGGGCAAUACGGCGUUGACAGUAAUCAAUGGCAAGGACUCCAAAGAUCCGUCCAAGAGGCGCAAACCGAAGAGCAAUAUUGUUAAGAGCAAUUCUUCCUUCGUGUCCAGGGUCAUCCCCCAUGAGGCUCUGACAAAGCGAUUACAAGAACAUAACCCUAAUGGCCUCUACGCUUUCGCCAAUAUCAACCGCGCAUUCCAAUGGCUGGACUUGACAUCGCCUACAAAGGAAGAACACAUGACCAAGAUCCUCUUCACCAAAGCGCACGCACUCUGUCACGACAUAAACCAAAUCACAAAAGGGCCAAAUCAUCUUGACAUCAUCAUGGGUUUCUCCACGGGCGACAUAAUAUGGUACGAGCCAAUGUCGCAAAAGUACGCGCGCAUCAACAAGAACGGUGUCAUCAACGCGACCGCUGUGUCUGACAUACGGUGGCUACCGAAUAGCGAGAAUCUGUUCCUCGCAGCACACAUGGAUGGAAGCCUGGUGGUGUACGACAAGGAAAAGGAGGAUGCUGUCUUCGUGCCCGAGGAAAUCACAUCACCGAGCGAAAACGGGCUAACCGAUGGGGAGAAGAAACUGAAAGCUCUGUUGACGAUCAAAAAGUCUGUCAACUCUAAGAACCAGAGAACGAACCCCGUGUCCUACUGGCAAGUCUCCAGGUCCAAGGUCAAUGCUUUCGAGUUCUCGCCCGACCGACGUCAUCUUGCCGUCGUGUCCGAGGAUGGGUCCUUUAGAAUUAUGGAUUUCCUUCGCGAGAAGCUGCUCCACCACUACAUGAGCUAUUACGGCGGGAUGAUGUGCGUCUGUUGGUCGCCCGACGGCCGCUAUGUCGUCACCGGAGGACAGGAUGAUCUUGUCUCUAUAUGGUCUUUGGAGGAGAGUAUGCUGGUUGCACGCUGUCAAGGCCACAAUUCGUGGGUGACGGCAGUGCAGUUCGAUCCAUGGCGAUGCGACGAGCGCAACUAUCGGAUUGGUAGCGUAGGAGAGGACUGUCGCUUGUUGCUGUGGGACUUCAGUGUCGGCAUGCUGCACAGGCCUCGAGCAGCAUCUGUGCGACAGCGCGGUAGUAUUGCCUCGUCAAACCUCAAGAUGCAGCGCACACAGACAGGAAGUUCGAUGAACCGACUGAGAUCGAAUUCUAAUCUCACAUCGGGUAGCAUGUUGGAUGAAGAAGAAGUGGUGCAUCGCGUGGAGCCUCGGGCACGCACGGCCAUGCUACCUCCAGUGCUGGCAAAAGCCGUCCACGAGCACCCACUGUGCUGGCUAGGCUUCGAAGAGGACUGUAUCCUAACAUCAUGCAAAAACGGUGAGUGGCAUCAGCAAAAGUUUUCGUCUCAAUCACCUCAUAUCCACCCGUUACGCGCACGUUGUACACUAGAGGGACGUGAUCUGCGAUAA